Molecule: messenger RNA, 1806 nt
Organism: Zymoseptoria tritici IPO323
Lineage: Eukaryota; Fungi; Ascomycota; Dothideomycetes; Mycosphaerellales; Mycosphaerellaceae
Exons: 1
Coding region: 1-1806 (601 amino acids)
Source: RefSeq, a predicted model, not a curated record
AUGGGACGCGGCGACUAUCAAAAGGUCUUGCCCAUCCUCAAAACCCACCUCGAUAAGCUCCGGCUCGACAACAUUGGCUCCAUCACCCCACUCCAACUCAACCGGUUAUACCGCACUCUGGGAUGGGAGUCGAAAGACAUGCGAGAUGAGCGGAUCGGGAAGAAGAAUCUGUUGAAGUGGAUACGGAACAACAUUGCCGACAUGGAUGUUGAAAAGGGAGCCAGGGUCGGGUGGGACGCCAAGCUGGAGGAGAGCAUGAGAUUACGAGAGGCCGAGCUCAAUAAUCAGGCUGAUGAGGAUGAGGAUGAGGAUGAGGAUGAACAUGAGGAUGAGAACGAGGAUGAACCUGUGGAUGUGCAUGCCAAUGCUGGAACCCAUACUCGGCAUGGAUCAACCUGUGACUACCUCACUCCUGGAUGGAAGCCGUCAACUGCCAACAUGUCUCGGCUUCGUGACAUUCUCGACACUCACUCCAUUUCCUUUCCCUCCUCUGCCAAGAAAGCCGCUCUGGUUGAACUGGUCACCAUUCACGUCUUGCCAAAUGCUUCCAAGAGUCGUGCCUACAAUGGGAGAGUUACCCGCAGCAGUCAAAAAAUGCAAACCACAACGGACGGCACUGGAGACGGACAUUGCUCCAUUUUGCCCAAGGAUGAGGACAAGAGUGAGAAGCAAAAGCAAAAGAAGAAUCUUCCGAAACAAAAGAGUCAGUCCACAGUUGAGAUUGUUGAUCUCAGUGAUCACUGUGGUUACCCAUCCCCGACCAACGAGGAUGUCAUGGAGGAUAUGCAGCACCACAACACGUUUUCUCAGCAUACGAGUCUUUUCCAUGACAACGACAACAACAACAACUCUUCUCCGGACGACAUUACCGUACCUCCUGGGCCCAUCUGCCAUCGCUGCAACAACAGUCCUCCGGACCACAACACCGCCCUACAGACCGUCAACCUCCAAGUUGAGCUGAGGCGCACCAUCGACGAGCGAGAUCAAUUACUUCAAACGUUACUCUCGUCUCGAGAUGUCUUUGCCAUGCUCGAAGCGGCCAAGACAGACUUGCAAGCCCAGCUCGAGGUCACCUCAACCCAAGCGCACAAUACAAUCAGUCAGCUUCACCAGGAGAAGACGCAGCUGGAGUCCACCCUCCAGGAUAGCCUGUCGGAGAAGACGCAGCUGGAAUCCACCCUCCAGAAUAGCCUGUCGGAGAAGACGCAGCUGGAAUCCACCCUCCAGAAUAGCCUGUCGGAGAAGAAGCAUCUGCAAACACAACACGCUCUGGAAAUGGUCCAGCUUCGUUCGAAACAGCAACAUCUCCAAUCCAAGACGCAGGAGGACCCACUUCUCCGUGUACAACAGUCCAAGCAUGCUCCAUCCAGAAUGACAGGCGAUGAUUCUUUGCUGGAUCAAGUCACCACACCUCGUCGUCACCCAAAGCUGUUCUUGAAUUCGGAGAGUGAUGUGUCCUCCUCGAUGGUUUCACUGCACAAACUCCUCACUACAGUCCUUCAAGAUGCUUGCGACGGACACUUCUGGAAGUGUUUGGAUGGACUUGGACGAGCUGUCGCGUCGGUGUCCCAAAUGGGUCUCAAGCAGCAGCAGCAGCAGCAGCAUCUUCCACCAGUCCAGAUACCAUCGAUGCUCGGGCGGGAGGAGCAGGGCGAGGAGGAGCAGAGCGAGGAGGAGGAGAAGGACGCAGAGGUGAAAAUCGAGGAGAAGAAAGACGAGGAGGAGGAGGAAGAAGAGGAGGAGGAGGAGGAGGGCAAGAACUCUGGGGUCGCUUUGUGCGGGGAUAAUAAUGAGUGGAGUAUCUGA